This is a messenger RNA of Nestor notabilis (Kea), 2672 nucleotides long. RefSeq names its product collagen, type XIX, alpha 1 (gene COL19A1). The record is from RefSeq and is a predicted model, not a curated record. The annotation marks the transcript as partial. Lineage: Eukaryota; Metazoa; Chordata; Aves; Psittaciformes; Psittacidae. The transcript is spliced from 32 exons.
GGUGAAAAAGGAUAUAAAGGAGAACCAGGACCAGAAGGUGUUCAUGGAAGAGAGGGAAGACGUGGCAAACCAGGCCCCCCAGGAAAACCGGGACCACCAGGACCUCCUGGUCAAAAAGGAGAAUUGGGAAUGACUGGUGCAAAAGGAGAAAAGGGAGAGCCUUCUGAAAAAGGGGACAAGGGAGAUCCAGGAGAAACUGGAAUGGAGGGAUCAAAAGGAAGUAAGGGUGAAACAGGAGACCCUGGACCACCUGGUCUAAUUGGAAAUCCAGGAUCAAAGGGUCUGCAAGGACCUCCAGGACCUGUUGGACCCAGGGGACUGCCAGGAGAAGUGGGCUUACCAGGAGAGCACGGGGUACCGGGAAACCCAGGUGUUAAAGGAGACAAGGGGGACCCUGGUGGGAUUAUGGGACCGCCUGGACAUCCAGGUCCAAAAGGUGAUGUGGGGCCUCCUGGGCCAAGUCUGCCUGGAACACCAGGUCCCACUGGUAUUCCUGGAAACCCAGGUCCACGGGGACCAAAGGGAGAAAGAGGACUACCUGGUGUCCAAGGAGCACCUGGGGAGAUGGGGCCCCCUGGAAUAGGCAUUCAGGGAUCACCAGGUCCUGUAGGUCCAGCUGGAUCAGCAGGUGUGCAGGGCCCUAGGGGACCCCCAGGAUUACCAGGAACUCCAGGUACCCCUGGUAUGAAUGGUGCUCCAGGACGAGAUGGAAAGCCAGGACUACCAGGCCCUCCAGGUGAUCCUGUACGUAUACAUAGAGAGCUUAUGCAUAAGCUUUUGUGCAAAUACUUUAAAUUUAAAGAGAUUGCACUGCCACUUGUGGGAGACAUGGGUGCUAUACUGAAGGGCGAUCCUGGCACAAGAGGUCCUCCAGGCAUCCCUGGUAGAGAAGGGCCAAAGGGAAGCAAAGGUGAACGUGGGUUUCCUGGGCUUGCUGGAGAGAAAGGUGAUGAGGGCCUUCAAGGUGCUCCUGGACUGCCAGGCAUACCAGGACCCAGUGGACCUUCUGGAGUCACAGGAAGACCUGGACAUCCUGGUCCAGCAGGGUCAAAAGGCGAAAAGGGUAGUGAAGGUUCUCCUGGGCAACCUGGACCACCUGGACCUCCGGGUAUGCCUUACAAUGAAAGAAACGGAAUGAGCAGCUUAUAUAAACUCCAGGUAUUUCUCUUUAUUAUUUUUAUUUUUCAAUCAACACCUAAUUUUGGCCCAACUCAACUUUCAAACUUGGCCUUACAGGGAGGUGUGAGUGUCGCUAGUUAUCCAGGUCCACCAGGACCUCCUGGUGACCGGGGACCAGCUGGCACACCAGGACUAGCAGGGACACCGGGAAAGCCGGGAUCUCCUGGGUCCCCAGGGAUGCCAGGGGAACCUGGUGAAAGGGGCCCUAUAGGAGAUACAGGCUUCCCUGGGCCAGAAGGACCACAAGGAAAACCAGGACUCAAUGGAAAAGAUGGAUUGCCAGGUCCUCCGGGUGCUGUGGGGAGACCAGGGGACAGAGGACCCAAAGGAGAACGUGGGACUGCAGAGGUGGCUUCUCUGAAAAGACACAAGGAGCUGCCCCCGUGUCAGACACAGCCAAUUCCAGAUGGCUCCAAGACAGACCCAUUUCUGGCCAAAGCUGAGUCCAUGAGUGACGCUGGUACUGCCUGUGUGAUAGAAAGGGGAGAUCAGGGUAUUCCAGGAGACAGAGGUCCACAAGGCGAACGAGGGAAACCUGGCCCAUCAGGAGAAAAGGGGGAUGUAGGUCCUGUUGGGCCCCCAGGAGACAGAGGCUAUCCAGGAUCACCAGGCCAUCAAGGUCCCCCGGGUUCUCCAGGACCCCCAGGGUUUCCGGCUGAUACAGUUUCACUCGAAGAAAUAAAAAAAUACAUCAAACAAGAGGUUCUUAAGGUUUUUGAAGAAAGGAUGGCUCAGUUUGUAUCCCAGCUGAAGCUGCCUGCUGCAAUGCUUGCAUCCCAAGCGCAUGGAAAACCAGGGCCCCCAGGAAAAGAUGGGUUACCGGGACCACCAGGAAAGGAUGGUUUGCCAGGGCCACCAGGAGAACGUGGAAUUCAAGGUUAUAGAGGACAGAAAGGGGAAAGAGGCGAGCCUGGAAUUGGACUGCUCGGUAACCCUGGACCACCCGGCCCUGCAGCUACUGGCCUGCCGGGCCCGCCAGGAACACCAGGCUUACCCGGACCACAGGGGCCGGCCGGACCCAACGGGAGAUGCAAUCCGUCAGAUUGCUAUUACCACAUAUCACAGACUCGGUCACGCAGCGGUGGGAAAUAAACACCUCUUCCCCAGACACUUGGGGUCACAGUCACUUUUCACUCCUCUCAAUGAGUUAAUUUAAUAUUUGAGAUAUUUGGUGCAUUUUAUCUUCCUUUUCGCUCGACACUGCGUGGUAUAUAGGUAAUUUAUAAGGCACGGAAUUGAGCCUUUUUCUAUGUUAUUUGCAGUGUCAUAAUUAUGAAAUGAUGACAGAUGUUUUCCAGCGUGCAUUCCAUGUGUUUUGUUUCUUUGUAUUUAUUUUGCUUAGAGGAGAAAAUAGGCCCAAACAAUUUUUGUAAGCUUCUUUCUUCAAAGAAAGAAUAUUUUAUUAUAACUUAAGACAGUAUGUAUGCCUCUAUGUAAGCUGGCUUUGUUUUUCUCACUGGUGGUGAAGUUUAAGUGGAAAAAAUGCAUUUCUG